This is a messenger RNA of Cololabis saira (Pacific saury), 1493 nucleotides long. RefSeq names its product CD40 molecule, TNF receptor superfamily member 5 (gene cd40). Bases 60 to 959 code for a protein of 299 amino acids. Gene Ontology annotation, molecular function: CD154 receptor binding; antigen binding. The record is from RefSeq and is a predicted model, not a curated record. The transcript has 9 exons. Gene Ontology annotation, cellular component: CD40 receptor complex; external side of plasma membrane. Lineage: Eukaryota; Metazoa; Chordata; Actinopteri; Beloniformes; Belonidae. Gene Ontology annotation, biological process: inflammatory response; positive regulation of angiogenesis; positive regulation of isotype switching to IgG isotypes.
CUGCGCGCAGGCUGGUGCGUAAAGGUGGUGCUUAAUACCUCCAUGGUAAAGACGCACGGAUGUUUCCCAGCAGAUCCAAGAGACCAGACAUGCUGCUGUUCGUGGCCGUGGCCGGCGCCUUGCUGGCCUUGGCUGCUGCCCAGCCCCGCUGUGACCCGCUGACCCAGUACGUGGACAUGUUUGGACAGUGCUGUAAUUUGUGCGGGCCAGGGACCAAAAUGAGGGCAAAGGACAGCUGUACAAAUCCUACCUGCGAGAACUGUGGGGAAGGCGAGUACCAGGACAAAUACAACCGGGAGAGCAAGUGUAAACUCCAGCCUUACUGUGACCCAAAUAAAAACUUUGACGUUACUCACCCGAAGGACAAAACGACAGAAGCUAUUUGCAUGUGUAAACGUGGAUUCCACUGCUCCAGCAUGGCGUGUAUCACCUGUGUGUCACACAAGGCCUGUCCGGCGGGAUCUGGGGUCGUGUCCAGAGGGAACCAGACACAUGACACAGAAUGUCGGACAUGCCAACAUGGCAAAUUUUCCAACGUGAGCUCAAAAGAUGCUGCUUGUCAAGAAUGGAAGAAAUGUUCAGAUGGAUACGAAGUUGAGGAGGAAGGAACCGAUGUCUCUGACACCGUUUGUGCAGGGAAGAUGCGGAGUCAUUGGAUCGUAAUCAUCGUUGUGUCAGCUCUGGUUGGGGUCGCAGCUGUAGCGCUGUUUGCAUGGAAACUCUUCAAAAAUAAGUCAAGGUUCAUGAAAGAAACAACAAAGGGUUGUGUAGAAUGUCUGGGACCAGAAAGUGAGGCGCCUAAAGAAGAGGAGCCGCUCAAGACGCCGGUGGAGGAGGACGAGGAUUGCCACGGAAUGAGUGAAAACGGAAACUUUGUGACGCAGGAGCUCGGGAAAGUGGAGGUUCUCUCUCGUCAGGAAUCACAAAUGGAGACAAUGUGUGAAAUAGUUUCGUUUUAGUGCGAAACAUUGAAUGUAAUUACUGUGUCAUAUCUUUUUUGUACAGAAUGCACACGACCAGACAGUGUGCAGAGGUUUUUCAUAGCGUCUGAGAGUAAAUACGAGUUAAGAGAUGGAUGCAGAUUUUUGUUACCAAAAGCGAUAAAAGAAGUUAAAAGAAGAUGUAUUUCUUUUAAAGGGGUCCAGCUGUGGAAUAGUGUUGAUCUCAAACUUUAGCAAUGUACUUCCUUUGUUAUGUUGAAAAAAUCAUUGUGUGCAUUUAUAUUUGGGAGUCAUGGCUGUAAUUGAAAAAAGAUAUGUAUGUGAAUGUAUAUGCAUCUAUGUGUGUACAUGUAUGUAUGCAAGUGUAUGUACAGUAUAUGUAUAUAUUAUAUGUUUGUUUUUUUUACUCUUUUUCCUUCACACUUGAUACCAUGUAUUGUGUAAUUUAAGUUUUGUAGUAGGUGGGCAUAAGCUGCUUCUGCCUGACUGUCUCUUCCUUGUUGUUCCUUGUUGUUGUAUAUAUGACUGAAAUAAACUUAAACUAAACUAAAA